Molecule: messenger RNA, 15378 nt
Organism: Mya arenaria
Lineage: Eukaryota; Metazoa; Mollusca; Bivalvia; Myida; Myidae
Product: prolactin regulatory element-binding protein-like
Exons: 9
Coding region: 1-1260 (419 amino acids)
Biological process (GO): protein secretion
Cellular component (GO): endoplasmic reticulum membrane
Molecular function (GO): guanyl-nucleotide exchange factor activity; GTPase activator activity; protein binding
Source: RefSeq, a predicted model, not a curated record
AUGGCUCCAGAACGGGGUUCAGUUAUCGCGAAGUCGAAUUUUCCUAUGUAUUCCGUUAAAUCUUUGGACGAACGCCAUUUUUUAGUUGCUGGCGGAGGAGGGCAGGCAAAAACUGGUGUUUCCAAUGCUAUAGAGAUCUAUGAGUUACGUGGGACUGAAACUGGUUACCAGGCGAGCAGUGUGUGUGCACAUGAUGUGGGCUCCCAGGCUCCAAUGAAUGGGGCUACAGUCUAUGAUGGCAGAAACCACUUGUUCGCUGCUGGCAUGGACGACGAGUGUCAUCUCUUCUCAAUGAAAUAUAAGGUUGUCUCCCCUGCUAAAACAGUGCAAAAUAUUGGAAGUUCCACAGAAGCUGUUAAAAGAAAAUCCACAAAGGAAGAAACAAACGGUGGUGCCUACAUUGACUCUAAUCAAACAAAACGUGUAACAUUCGAUGUAGGUUGUUUACGAACUGUGAAAACAGACUUCUUAAGUGAUGGAGGAUUUCAAAAGUGUGUUCAGUUUAGUCCAGACCGAAGCAUAAUAGCAACGGGUGGAGGUGAUGGUCAUCUUAGAAUAUGGAAGACUGAGGACUUGAGUAAACUACAUGAUAUAGCAGCUCACAAAUCUGAAAUAGAUGACCUUGACUUCUCACCAAGGGGAGAUAAGGUUGUGACCAUAUCUCGAGGCAGCAGUUUCUCUGUGUGGAACGUGAAAGAUGGCAAGCGCCACCUUGACAUGGAGUGGCCUGGCAAGACGGGCGAACACAGGUUCCGGGCAUGCAGGUUUGGAGUUAAAGCGGGCAGCACAGAAAAAGGUCAUACUCUCUACACAAUCAACAUUCCAGUAAAACGUUCAUCAAAGCCUGAUCCCUGUUUCAUUGCUCAGUGGGAUGGCGAGACUUAUAAGCCACGAUUGGUUGUGAAUGCUGGAACAGAGGUGCUGUCUUCCAUGGCUGUCAGUCGAGAUGGUAUCUAUGUUGGUGUUGGUAUGAUAACUGGCAGUGUCGCUGUGUACAUAGCAUUCAGUCUUCAGAAGCUGUAUUAUGUAAAGGAGGCCCACAGUAUAUUUGUGACAGGGCUAGACUUCAUGCCAACAUCGGAAAAUGCCAGAGAAGUAACAGGAACCCAAGAUUUCCAUUUGCUUAGUAUUUCUGCUGACAACACCAUCAGGUUGCACCAAGAACCCACCAGAGCUUCAUACAGUGCAUUUAUUCUCAUCAUUGGCUUGAUGAUGGCCAUUGCCUUCCUUUUCUGGACGAUGGCUCAGCUUGGCUUGUGAUCCUGGUAACUAGAUGUAGUUUACCUGACCCUAUUCUACGACCGGCUCACAAAAACCUAUUCUACGACUGGCUCAUCAAAAACUUAUUCUGCGACCGGCUCAACCAUUCCUAUUCUGAGACCAGUCUACAAGAUCCUAUUCAGCAAAACUUAAAACUUUCGACUUCCCUAGAACCACAACUCCCCUAGAACCACGGUAUCACUUACUUAAUACCAAGCACACCAGCGUCAAGUAAGGUAUUUGUGAAUAGAGCUUAAGUUGCCAAAACCGUAAUAGAAGGUCCUCAAGAAACCAUGAUAUAUUAUUGUAUAUGUUAAAUACCUAACAUGUGUUAGUAAAGGCAGAAUUGCAAUGUAAGAUAUAAUAGAAAAUCAUUUCCCCCCUGAACUGUGAUAAUUGGAAGCUUUUUGGUGUAGGGGCCAUUUUGCCAAUGAUUGUGCAGCACAUCGUUUUAAAAAAAUCUUUUUAUUAGUUGAUUUUUUUUUUUUAAAUAACAAAAGACCUAUUUUUUUACUCCAAAUCAAACAAAAUCUUUCAUUUCAGUAGUGGUCAGUCUUAACAAAAUAUUGAUUAUAAAAAUAAAAAUGGUAAAUGAUGGUGCAUUCCUUGGCAAGACAGGCCCAUAGUUAAGUAGGAUGUAUAUUAUAAGUGUCUUCCCUUACCAUAUUUUAAAAAUCAUGCCAGAUUUCAGGUCAGUUUAAAAAAUUACUGUAGUUUCCAUCAGGUGUUUUAGUUUAAGCCCGUCUGUUUUUCAAAGAAAGAAAGACUGGGUAUUGUGAUGGGGUUGGCGUUGUUUUGGGCUGUGUCGUCAUCGUCCUCAUUGUGCAUAAACAUUUACCUUGAUCAUAACCGAAAUGUCCGGCAAGGUCCAUAACUGGGAUAAUUUCCUUUUUAAAAUGAAGCAAAUUAGAGAUUUUGUGCUCCUUUGCAAAAGCAAACAGGCUUUGUUAUGUAAAAGCACUGCGGUUAUCCUUUUUUGAAUGGUUAACUGGUAUUAAACAAAAUGAUUACAGUGAUUUCAGUCUGGCUAUUUAAGGGAAGACAUUGUUUAUUUUCUUGCAAAUUAUUUAUAUACAAUGUGUUGACUGAUAUUAUGUAUUAAGGUAUACAUUUAUAAGCAGCUAAAAGUUAAAUAAUAUAAUGAUUAAUUUAUUGUUGGAAAGGGUUUUAACAAUUUGAAAGUAAUUGGUGUAUUUUUCAAAUUAUUUGAAUUAUGAUAGUUUAAUAGCUUUUACUUUUGCUCUUCCUAUUUAUAUAUCAUUGAAAACUUUAUCUUUGAGACAUGACAGGAUCAUAAGCCAAUAUUUUAUUUGAAAUGAGACAGGUUAUUGCAAUACUUAUUCAAAUUAUGAUACCGGUACAUUCUUAAUCAAGCAGAACAUAUUUUGUUCUUAUGUGUUCUAACAAAUGUGUUCUAACUCUCUUUACAUAGGAUAUUUAAGUUAGAAUCCACCUUGCAGUUAUUAACCAACAAUUUUUCAAUGUUCAUUCUUAAUUUAAAAUUUUCCUUCUAAAUAUAAUAGUAUAGUUCUAAGUGCAAUGUAAUGUUUUUAUCUCAUUCUCAAACUGUAUGCUAAAAACACUCACCGCAUACAUGUACGUUGCUAUAAGCUAAAGGUGCGCGAUCAUUGUCCUCUCCUUUACUUAGACUAAUGCGGACUCCUCGCCUUGGCAAUGGUGGCAUGAACAAUCCAAUUUAAAUGUUAGUUUUUGUUGUUUUUUCUUGUAGAAUCAUAUCAAAUGUGAAGAAAGAAAUACAAAAUUUAAUACAACUAUAUUGAGUUAUCUGGCAGAGUUUCACUUCGUCUAAAAUUUAAGGAAUUUUUGUCAGAGUUUAGGCCAAAAUCCUCUGUUUCAAUAUGUAAAAUUAAGUUGUUUUUAUUCUUAGCUAUCCUAAGCCUAUUUCCUUCUACUAAAUAUCAAAGGCCAAAAGUUGUCGACAAUGUUAUGGACUGUCCGUCUUCCGGAUAUGCUAAGUGACAAUUUAACAGUCCAUUCUAACACCCAUAAGCGUGAACAAUAAAAAUGUGUAUAAAUUUCAGAUGAAAUGUAUAUUUGAUGGUAAUGUAAUAUCUUCGUAUAUAUAAACUAACGUUAUAACUUCUGUUAUAACUAUUUUUUAGUUUGAAAUUACAAAAAAUGGGGGAAAAAGUGUAACACCUUGUCUUUCUGCAGUUCUGCGUCACAACAGCCACUGCAUAAAUAAGAACAUAAUUUGAUCAAAUAUAAUUUUAAAUUUAUACCAAGAAAAAAUACAAAUACAGUCUAUGUUUCCUUAGUUCCUCGUAGUCUUCUUUCGUUUCUGUGUUGUUGUUCACACUAGCUCCUGCGUUCCUUUUUGUUGUUGAUUUUCUACAAACUUGUGAAAAAAGGUUCGUUGUAGAUCCAGGCUCUCUCAUUUGUGUCUCAGCUUUUACGAUCAAUACUUAAUGUUGGUUUUUGUUGUUGUCUUUUCACAAAUCUUGUUUCCAUAAAAAACACAAUCCUUUGUCACUGACACCAAUUAACCUUAUGUUACCCUACAGCUUUGUAUAACCUUAAUUUUUUUUAUGAAACCCAGAUUUUUUUUAGCUUGUUCGAGGUUCGAGCUUGUGUUUUUCUUUAAGUUCUUACUACUCAAAAAGAAAAUGUAAGAAUACAAACUGGUACCUGAAAUAAAUAGUUUAUAUAUCAGUUCCGUAAUAUUUUUAAACUUGGACACUGAUAUUGUAAGGGUUUUAUUGUUUUACGAAUUAUCAGCUCCUUUGUCUUUUUUGGGCGUGUGGUAGAGUCGAAUUUGAGCUAUUAUGAUGGGCUUUAUAUCCUUGUUGUCAGCAUCGGUGUCUUUUGCUCUUGAAAAGUUGAACCUUGGGCAUAGCUGAAAUACACUACCAUGACUAAAAUGGGCACCAGUUGUCAUAGGCAAAAGGCAUAUUUUAGGAAGGUCAUUAACUCUUGGCAUUGACUGUCUGACACUAUUGAUAAGCCUGACAACUUAGGUUUGAUAUCAUAAACAUAAAUUGUUGGUAUUUAUGUCGAUUGGUGUUCAAAACCAACAUAACUUAAAAGGAAAAAAAUAGAUAAAUAAAAAAAUAAAUAUCUAUACAAUUAUGGAAUAAUCAUAAGCAUCAAGACAUGCUCAGAAUUUAAUUAAUGUGUCUUGUUUUUAUAGUAGAAUGAUGAGGCCCUCUCAUUUCUCCGACCACAUAAUUUACCAAGUCUUUACGCUCAUGAUUGUAUUGUAAUAGAAAGUUUAUCCAGUUAUUCUAUAUAUAUAUAUAUAAACUCAACGAAUAGAUCUUUGUAUUUUGACACUAUAUUUAUUCAUUGUUGAAAACAUUUGCAUCAAUUACAAAAGUAUAAAUUAGUUCUUAGAGAAUUCAUAAUAAUGAUACCACGAAUACAAUUCCGUAUUUCAGUAUCCCGAACCCCAUGCCGUUCAGUUAAAUGGUUCUUUGUAUCUAGCGGGUUAUCCAAACAUUAUAUACUACAGCUCAGCUAAACGAGCACAAUUUUCUUAUGGUCAGUCGUGACACUUUUUUAUCUUGCAAGGAACAUGAAUUUGUCUGGCUUGACUAAUUUUGUGAUUUUAUCGCUUCAGCCAAUUCAUGCAAAAACGCUUGUAUGUUUACAAGUACUUACCGAGUUUAGUAUGACUCUACAUAAGUGCAUUUGUUAGAAAUUGUAAACACUGAAUAGUGAGCAUAUGACAUAUUUUUUCUGGAUGGAUUGACCUAUACUUAGUGUGCACACAAAAUUGUUUUGAAGCACAAACCAUGCAGGUCUUUUCUAUAAAUCUGGUGUUGAGAAAUAGGCAUACUUGUAGUAUAAUGCAGAUUUUUACCAUCUCACCAAACCGGUUCUGUACAGCUCAAGAUCCUCUCCUUGUAGCGUAAUGCUACUGUUCACUUAACUUUUGUGGUAGUUCUUUAAGUUAACAACUAUCAAUUGUUCCAGUGUUUAAGUCUUUAUUUUAUUAUGUUCUUUCUUAAAGUGUUUGUGACAUUUGUCCGAUUUUUCUUAAGACAUAUUUCAUCAUGGGAAUUAUUUCAUGGUACUUAAUAUAAUUUUAAUUCAAGUUCACUUUGAGAUCUGAAACCCUAGGAAAUAUUUUCUUUUUAUACUUUUAAUCACAAUUUACUUUUUAAUCACCAUUUAAUUUAAGAAGCGUUUGUUCCGCCCUUAUCUUAUUCGAGGAAGUGUCAUAAAUAGGUGAGAAUUAUUUGUUGGUGAAGAUCGGAGAAACUAUCAUUAUUUAAACCUGCAGGGUUAAUUGGUGUCAAAGUGAAUUGCUCGUGAGGAUGAUAAUACUUGCUUAUGAUUAGGUGUCAACAGGAAUGUUGUUAAUGGAGACUUUUGAUCAGAGAGAAAUACUCUUCGGUGUUUUAACUUGAUAAAAACCCGUCAACUAUAAUUGGUUAAUGAUAAAGUAGAUGAUUGGAAACAAAAAUUAAAAAGAAUUAGUGAAUAUGGAGGUACGGUUUUUGUUUUGUUUUUUAUAUGAACAAUGAAGAAAACAAGAAUACAUGGAAAUAAGUUAUACCCGAAACCAAAUUUGAAAAAUAAUCAAUAGAAACAAACACAAUACACUAAAACAGAAAUAAAAACCAUAAAUGAAGCCAACACUUUUAGUCCCUAGUCAACACUGUUGAUGGAUGGUGACCGGGGGCGGUCACUCGAGCAUCCGGUACACGUCCAUGUUAGCGGCAAUACUGGAAGGAUGGGCGAAGCUGCUGGUCCUUGAGGCGGUAGGUCGAGAUUUGCAGUGGCGCGUGUCCAAACGCUUUGGAACACGGCCCGUUUCUUGGUGAGGGCUCUCACCGAUCUUCGAGAAACUGUGGCAUCACAGCAGCAAACGCAGACAUGGACCUGGCGUUGUGUCGCUACCCGGUGAAUUUCUUCAUGUACUGCGGUGAAGAAGUCCAUCCGUGCAUGAUGGGAGCCGAGUAAGUGUCGGACGGCUGUCCGAUAAAUGUCGGCAAACUUCAGGUUCAGUGGUGUGCAUCCAGGCAGGAGGUGGCCUUCUGUAUCCAGGUGGGUGGCCCGGAGAGCCGCGCCCACGAAGGCCGUCAGCCAUCUGACAAGAAGCUCACGUACGACAAAGUGAAGGGUAAAUCGAGGAAGUGCAGAGUUCAUGAUGUUGAAGGUUUGUGGAAGCGUAAAGUACAGCAAGAGAGUGUGGGCAGAAUCAUCGUCUUGUUUUGGUUUUUAUAUGAUCUAUGAAGAAACAAUAAUACAUGCAAAAUAAGUAACACCCGAAACCAAAUAUGAAAAGUAAUCAAUAUAAACAAACACAAUACACUGAAACAGGAAUAAUAAUAAUAAUGAAUGAAGUCCAGACUUUAUAAAAAACACCGAAUUAGUUUCUAAUCGACACUGUUGACGUCUAUAUUGUUCGUGGAAGGUGACCGGGGUCGGUCACUUGAGCAUCCGGUACACGUCCAUGUUAGCGGCAAUACUGGAAGGAUGGGCGAAGCUGCUGGUCCUUGAGGCGGUAGGUCGAGAUUUGCAGUGGCGCGUGUCCAAACGCUUUGGAACACGGCCCGUUUCCUGGUGAGGGCUCUCACCGAUCUUCGAGAAACUGUGGCAUCACAGCAGCAAACGCAGACAUGGACCUGGCGUUGUGUCGCUACCCGGUGAAUUUCUUCAUGUACUGCGGUGAAGAAGUCCAUCCGUGCAUGAUGGGAGCCGAGUAAGUGUCGGACGGCUGUCCGAUAAAUGUCGGCAAACUUCAGGUUCAGUGGUGUGCAUCCAGGCAGGAGGUGGCCUUCUGUAUCCAAGUGGGUGGCCCGGAGAGCCGCGCCCACGAAGGCCGUCAGCCAUCUGACAAGAAGCUCACGUACGACGAAGUGAAGGGUAAAUCGAGGAAGUGCAGAGUUCAUGAUGUUGAAGGUUUGUGGAAGCGUAAAGUACAGCAAGAGAGUGUGGGCAGAAUCAUCGUCUGCGUGUGUUUAUAUUGGGCACCGUGUUCUUGUGUUUGUCAGUUAUUGAUGAUAAUAGGUUCACAAUUCUUAUGUACAAGUCCAUCAUUAACAUCAAUGAUGUCAAUCACGAUUGCAGUAUCGGGGUUGUCGAUCUCGUUAUUGACAGUUCAAAAACAGAAAAGUCCCGGUGGCUGUCAACAAUUUUAAUUGUGGCCCUCAUGGUUUAAAUCCAUCCGAUCCGAGCAGGGAUAAAGUCUUUUGAUGGCUUCGGACAUCGGGUUCGCAGCCGACGUUGAUUGGUUGCAGAUACCCAGUUUUUCAGGCCUCGCCUCUGAUUGGGCGAGAGUAGAUUCCUCACUGGCCUUGUAGACCACCUGACUGUAUUGUGGGUGUGGUUUGGGACGCGAUCGGUCAGGAAUACAUUUGAGAAAGGCAGAAUGAUAUUUACAAAGAAUGAGAACGGUCACACUGACAAGCAGAACACCAGCUGCUAUGAUUGUAAUUAAUUUCCAUAGUGGCCACCCAGAGGAUACGUCAAGGACAGAAUUAGGUAAUUAAAUUUAUUCAUUAAAGCUCUUAAGGGAAGUUCGUGUAUCUGUUUCAAUUCAUCAGGCAUUUCAAUUUUGAGACAUUAGUAAGAAUUUUAUGGAGAGGAUCCCAGAUUUGAACAUCGGAAUCGUCUCCUACCCCGAAUAGAAAUUUGAAUAUGCCUCCCAAAGGUAAUAAAGACCGUUCAGAUCGUUGUCCUAAAGUUUGUAAAUCUGUAUAGCUAUUUAAUACUUCCGUGUAAGUGUCCUGUACAUUUCCCAAAUCUAAUUGAAUGUGCCUAAUUGUUUCAAUAAAUGCGUCUUUAUCAGUAUACUUAUCAUUUUUCUUAAAAUGCAUAAUAACCUGAUUAGCCAUUUCGGUAGAAUUUAUUAAUCUCUGAUCAACUUGAUCAAGAAAGUUUGCAAACACCUUAGUGUCAAUUACCAGUGCUAAUUGCCAGUGUGACUUAGUAAUUGAAAUAUCUUUAAGUUUUUGAAAUAUGACAUUAUCGUAUAUCUCAAAAGUUUCACUCAUGCCAAUCGCGUACCAGAGUACAAGGUAAUUCAUCCUUGUUUCUGAAAAGAGAUGAUUAAUAUAAUUGAUAACAACAUCCUGGUCACGGCACCAAACUUUUACGUGUCGCGUAAUGCCAACGCUCACUUAACUUUCGUGAUAGUUCGUUCAGUAAACAACCAACAACUGUUCAAAUGUUCUAAGUCUUUAUUUUGUUAUGUACCUUCUUAAGUAUCAUACGGGCUAUAAGUUCUAGUUAACUUUCGUGAUAGUUUGUUCAGUAAACAACCAACAACUGUUCAAAUGUUCUAAGUCUUUAUUUUGUUAUGUACCUUCUUAAGUAUCAUACGGGCUAUAAGUUCUAGUUAACUUUCGUGAUAGUUCGUUCAGUAAACAACCAACAACUGUUCAAAUGUUCUAAGUCUUUAUUUUGUUAUGUACCUUCUUAAGUAUCAUACGGGCUAUAAGUUCUAGUUAACUUUCGUGAUAGUUCGUUCAGUAAACAACCAACAACUGUUCAAAUGUUCUAAGUCUUUAUUUUGUUAUGUACCUUCUUAAGUAUCAUACGGGCUAUAAGUCUAGUUCAUGCCCAAAACCUAACCUAAACUAACUGUGUAACAUGCUUUCAUAUAUACUGCUGAUUUCGUCUAGUUUGUGACAGGUGUGCAUAUUUAAUUUCUUGUUAUAUACAAAAAGAUGUAUUCUACAGUCAUGAACUGUCAAGCUAAUUGGUCAAAUAGCCAGCGGCUAUCACGAACUGUCAGCAUCUAAGUAAAUCUACAUUUGAUCACCAUGAUGAAGUAUUUGCUUUUUGUUACAAAUAAACUUUGAAUUUGAAUUUGAAAACUAUUGAUUUUUGUUAUUACUUUAAGUGUUUCAUACGUAACUUUUAUGUUAUGUGACACUUUAAAGUGUUUAUACGUAACUACGUUACGUGACAACUAUAAGAUAGGACAUAAAAUACUGUUAAAUAUAAAUCUAAAAAUGUGAACAACAUAAAAAUCCUAAAAAAAUGAGAAAACAUGAAACAAUAUAGAAUGAUGAAAUGAUGAGAUUGAAUAUGAAUAUAAUGAAAUAAUGAUGAUAAUCAUUAACACAAUAAAAAUGAAAAAUAACCUUGUGAAAACAUCCUCCAGCCGAGUAAAACAAUGCUCCUGCAUUGAACACAGUUCACAAUGCAUGUGUAAUAGUAACAUGAAUUACAAGGCAGGGGAGUUAAUGCAAAAGAAUAACAAUAUAAGAAUUGUGUACAUAUUUACAUAUGUGGCCCUCUCUCGUUCUAUGACCACAUUAAAAGAAUAUCCCCAAGUUCUUAGAAUCGUGAUCACAAUUAUUUAUGUCAGUCGUUCCAGUUAUUCUAUUAUGAAUACAAUAACUCGACAAGUCCGUGUUCGUUUAACACUUAUUUAUUCUAUGUUGAUAUAUAUUCUCCUCAGUUAUUUAAGUAAAGUUUUACUUCGAUUACAUGUGAUAUAAAAAUAUAAUACGAAUAUAGUUUCCGUAUUUCUGGUAUCAAGAACGCCCGUGACGCGAAUUGAGCGGUUCUCCCGGUCUGGCGCCCUGAUCAAAAGUGGCCAGGUCUUUUAUACUAAGGCUCAGCCAAAUGAGCACAAUUUCCUUAUGGUCAAUCGUGACACUAGGCACAAUAAAUAUGCCCGGCAUUACUAUUUCGUGAAUUCUUUCUGUCUCAAUCAGACAGUUAUAGCCAAAGAAGUAAAUAUUUUAUUAAGGAAACUUUGUAUCAGCAAAUAUAGCAAAAUGUGGAUUCAGCAAAUUCAUGCAGAAACCUUGUAUGUUUACACAUAUCAAGAAAUAAACAUAUUUCCAUCUGAAAAUAUCAACAAUAAACAUGUUGAAUAGUAAUUAAUACAAUGUCACAAAAAUAUGACUAAGAAACUAUGUCCUUAUACCGUUAGCACUAAGCACAUUUCCUAUAACAAUGUUAAAUGAAAUGCAAUGUCUUUCAAAGACAUGAAUAAUAAAAGUAAAAUGUUGUGUAGCCUAGGCCUCCUUGUUCGUGUGGAGAACAUUAUAAAUGGCUUGAUGCUAAAACUGGCUGUGAUGAAAAAAAAAUAAAAAUAAUAAUAUGAAAAAUAAAAUGACACUGAUUAAUAAAAGAAAAUGUAAUCGGUUAGAAAAUUGUCUGAUGUUAAAAUGAAUGCACAAAAUUAUACAGAUGGUAGAUGGAUAAGGCUUGGUUCUUUUUAAUCGCUGAUUUUUGGGUAUAGCAAUGGUUUUGCCUCAUUUGACUCCAUCGGAGCAGAUGGGACCUGACUCGCUCCUAUUUCUAUUGGGAUACAAAACUGAUUGUGUGUUACCCAUAAAUACAGUGAAUAAGGGUCUGUAAUAAAACCUAAAUCUUGAUAGUUAUUCCUGAUAAAGUUAUAGUUGUAAGAUUGGUCAAUGACUUUUGCAAAAAGCCAAGACUGUCUUUCUUCAAAAUUAUCUGAAAAUGACUCAAAAGAGUUUUCCAUUUGAACAAUCAUGUCAUGAUUAUUUUUCAAACCAGUAAUAGCAUUAUUGAAGCUUUCAUUAGAUGUAGCCAUAAAUAAACUCAUUAUAUCAAUUUGAUGUUUAAAAGAUGCAUCUAAUUUAUCAUUAUUUUUAUGCAAAGCGUUUAAAUUGUUUGCAAUUUUCUGAACAUCUGAUGAUGUUGACAGACCAAAAAGACCUGAUGCAAUUUUUCCUACAAAAGGUAAUAAACUGCGUCUACGACGAGAGGGUAGUUUAUCACUAACAUGAACCAUAUCCAAAAUAUUGUUGGUAACCGUAUCAACGUAUAACAUUGUAUCAUUAUGAACUGAACUUAAAUGCUUUGAUACAGCAGCAAUUUCAGGACAUUUACAUUUUGGUUGAUCAUCAUGUUGAAAGUUUGGUAUUUUUAAAUCAAUGACAAAAGUGUGUUGCCAAUGUUCUGAAGAACUAAACAAAUCAGGCAUGGGUUUAAAAAUAGUCCCAUAAUUUAGUCUGGUCUCAAUCAUCAGCCCAUGUGAAUUUGGCCACAGCAGACAUAAGGUCAGGAAAAACAGGAUAUAGCCUGCAAGUAGAAAAUACCCAUAUUCAAAAUAAUUAUGAGCUUACAUAUCAUUAUUUGACGUCAUAUAGCACUAUAUUUCAUGAGCCUGCUCAAUACUUAAAAUAUAAACAAUGAAAAGUUUGGUCAAUAAAUUUUUUAAACCUGGUAUUAACUACACAAUAUGACAUUUUUAUGUCUGCCUAAUCACAGUUAUUCUGGGAGUUGAUUACUAAAUAAUUAAUACCAUGCUUAAUGUAGUGAACUUACAUCAUAAUUAUGUGUAAAAAAUUAUAUGAUAUAAACAAACCAAAGGCAAAUGGUUUGAAAAAUAAAAUAACUGUUUAAAAUAAAACAGUUCACUUUCUUUAUUUAAAUACUUCCGUUUUACGUCUUUUAUUUUUAGACGUAUAUGUUAAAUGAAAGUUAUUGCGCAUCUCUUCUGGGACUAAAUCCGCAAGAAGCCAUUUGUUGUGCGAAUUAUCAAGGUUUUCAAACUUAAACCUAUACCAUUUCUUUCCAUUUUGAUGAGAAUAUCUUCGUAUUCUUUCUACUUUGUUUGUAGAAACAUUAUCAUCUGGACUAUCACCACUGACAUCAAUUUCAGGGUCUCCAGUCUGACCUAUAAUAUUUUCCCUAACAUUUUGAAUGUUUUCAUCUGCAUACCGAUCAAAUGGGAUGUGGUAUUUCUUCAGACGAGAAGCAUUGACCAAUGAUUUCACAAUUUUUCCCGUGUGUACUAGUUUCAGUUUGUAUGUGUAAUUGGGUCCUAACUCAAUAAUUUCAUAUGGACCUACAUAUUUUGGUGCCAAUUUCCUACAUUGCCCUACUUUGACAUUUUCCUUGUUUAACAUGAUCUGUUGACCUUUGACAUAAGAUGGUUCUUUUGCUUUCCUAUCAUGGUAUUAUUUUUGUUUUAUUUGCUGGCCAGAUCUGUUUGCAUUUAUGAUAGAGUUCAUAAGUUUCAGCUGUUCAUUCAAGUUGUCUACAAAUUCCUUGACGUUUACAGGCAAGUCUUCCUUAGGAAUAAGAGCUAUAUCAAUAGGCAAAUUCAUAUGCCUACCAAACAAAACUUGAUAAGGUGUAAACCCAGUUGAUGAUGAAACAGCGUUCCUGAAAUUUAGCAUAAUUGCUGGUAUAAGUUCUGCCCAAUUGUUUUGGUUAUCCAUACACAGAGUUCUAAGAUCUUGUCCUAAGAAUCCAUUAACCCUUGUUACAUCUGAGUUACUCUGAGGAUGAAAUGAAGAUGUAUGGUGCCUAGUUAUUUGAAAUCUUUAUUUGUUGAGCAUAUUUCUGCUUGAUUUGCCGCCAAAAUAUCAACUUGUUCUUUCUGUUCUGCCAUAUUGACAUUACCUUAUGCGUUUUUGACUACUUCUGCAAGACUUUGUUCAGAGAAAUUUAUUUGUGGUGGAUUAAUUGCAUAUGCCUUUUCAGACAAUUCUGCUGUUUCAAUUAAUCCCUCAAGUGUUCGUGGAGGAUUACGCUUUAAAUCGGCCCUAAUAUGUGGUAGUAAUCCACCACUCGCUGCACUUAAAAUGUUUUCUUGAGAAAUGUCGGCAGUGUGUGCUUUUGUAUGCACCUCAUAAAUAAAAUCCCUAACUGUUUGUUUUGACCUUUGUCUCAUGUGGAAUAAAUCAGCUAAUGUUUGAACUUUGUCUAUUUUUUUACCAAAACGUUGUAUAAAUUUUGUUUUUAAUAGAUUGAAAUCAUUUUUUAUGUCAUCGGAAAAUGUCGUAAACCAAUCAAAGGAGUACCUAUUGCAAGAUACAUGCCGAAAAAUUUAGCGAGAGAUGCCAGAUCGGUUUGAGAAACACUGCCAAAAUACUUGAACCUUUCCACCCAAGUUUUAGCAUCAAUAGUGGGAUCAUAUUUCCCAACUAACUCCACUUUAAAAGGAGGCCUACCUUGUGUUCUGGCAGGUCCUUAGGGUCCGGCUUGCAGUCCAGGGUCUGCCUCUUCUUGCCUGGCUACUUCUUGUCCCCUUUCCGCCAUUGUAGUUUCUUUCUUGGGUGGGAGAGCUUGAAUUUGUUCGUCAGGUACCAACGGACGGCUUGGGUCUUCAACUUGUCCUUGUGAUCUAGUAUGUGGCACCCUCAGCAUGUGCGACAAGUGGUCAAUUUUAUGAUUUUGGAUUCUUCACCAGUUUUCAGCCGUUCAUACUUUAUUUGUUGUUGAUUAACUAAAUAUUUGAUGUCAAUAUUUAUAUGUCAAAGUCCUGGUUGAUUAUUAUAUUAUUGUCGUUAAGACCACUUGUGCCUUGGUUUGGAGGGUACCUGGUUUGAAGAGAGCCAAACAGUUGAUAUUUCAAGUCAAGGUAAAGUGUCUUUCUUAGAAAUUGUAAACACUGAAUUGUGAGCAUAUGAAAUACAUUUUUAGCGUAACACUAUGAUAACUUUCUAAAUGUCCAACUUAAUUAGAUUACCGAAACACCAGUUGCACCGCUCCGGACACCCAGCCUCCAAGGUAUCCAUGAAAAAAAUGGACAAAUAAUGUACCAUGUAUAGCGUAAUGCAAUCGAGAACAUUCUUUAUUUUAAAACGAUCUUUCUAGGUAUAAUUAUAUAGUUCGAAAUACAGUGUAGCAUGUCAGGUAAUACUGCUGUUCACUUAAUUUGUUGGAAGUCUUUUGGUUAUUAAACAACAAUUGUUUGAAUGUUAGUUCCUUCUUUAUUGUUCAACGUUCUUUCUAAGUAUAAUAAUCAGUUCUAAAUACACGCUUUACAUUUAAGCUCUCCCCACAACCUAACUCCUGUCCAUUAAGGACCACAGGGCUCUUCCUAGCCCUCUCUGUCUUUACGUCCAAAAUGAUUCACUUUAAAUAGUAUGACUAUGACAGCUUAACAACCCAAAGCGUACCCGUUUUAGUAAUUAACAUGACUAUUUAUGAAAAACUGUACAUUUGUAUCAGGUCGGCUUUCAACCACUUCCUCAUUUAUUGACAAAUCAAAUAUGCCCUACAAUAAUUACUAAACAUUUAUAAUGAAGACAAAUAUCCAUCUAAUUCAAAGCUUAUUUUACCGUAAAUAACAUCAUUACGUUACAAACAUUCAAAGCUCAUCCCCAUAUCGCUAACUAUAUGUUAAACACUCGCUUUAUAUACUCAUAUCGGAGGUCAAAAUUUGUUAUAUGGCCGCAACACAUAUCUUGACAGGCUUGUCCACCAAACGCCCAUGUGUUUUUGGUGUACAUAUGGAAAUAUCUUAUUUACUUCGUAUUCACACUCUUGAACUUCCAAGCUAAUUGGCUGGGAAGGUGGAAAACGUCCAAUCUCUGGUAUCUCUGGGUCAAUAAGUUACUCAAGAUAUAUUUUUAUGACAAAUAUAUGUGCACUAUGCUGUGUGGAAGGUCAAUUAUAGAUUAUGGCUAAGUUUAAUUAGCAAUCGCAAAAUAUUCACAAUAAAGCACAAUGAUGAAAUAUAUUGCUUGUAAGUAGGCAGUAAUUGUAGGUAAUCCCUAAAUAAAUGAUCUUAUAUGGUAAGUAUAUCCUUAUAUGGUAAGGAUAUCCUUAUAUGGUAAGGAUAUCCUUAUAUGGUAAGUAUAUCCUUAUAUGGUAAGUAUAUCCUUAAAUCAUUAAACGGUAAUUUAGUAGAUCAAUUAUCGGAAAUGUCAAAAAGUAGGAGUAUCGGAACUUAUUGACACAUUGAAGUUGUCAUAACGGAGACAACCAAACCAAACCAAGAUUUAUUUCUUUUUAAUCGAGAUCCGGUACUUUGAAUCGAUAAUCUAUUUUAACAAGGAUGAUGAUCAAUUGCCAAUACCGAAGCCUAACCCUGAACGGGCGUUUUGUACCUUAAAUCACAAAGAAUUAAAAAACUUCAUGGCACUGAUAGUGAAAUUCCCCAUGCGGAACUUAAGAUUUUAAGAAAUAAACAAAACAAAAAACGCAAAUGAUUCACAAUCUGAUGAAAGAUAUCAUGAUAACUCAAGUUCAGAUACAUUUGUUAUAUAGUAUGAAUAACUGUGCAUACAUUUUCUUUAUUAAGUGUUUAGUAUUGCAAUAACCUGUUCUCAUAUAAUAUUGCGUAUAUAUGUUUUACGCAAAUCAUGUUAAAUAAGUAGAUUAUGUGUAUAUUAUGUAUGUCAUGAUUGUUUUGUAAAUUGCCUUAUGUUAUAUUAUUUAUUUGUUUGUUUGAUCAUUGAAAUAAAAAGAAUCAAAUUUGCA